This is a messenger RNA of Cuscuta campestris, 2645 nucleotides long. The record is from the annotation of a GenBank genome assembly. NCBI's taxonomy places the organism in Eukaryota, Viridiplantae, Streptophyta, Magnoliopsida, Solanales, Convolvulaceae.
GAGCCUAUCAUACCCUCCCCCAUAUCCCACACCCUCAUGGAAACCAAAGGACUUAGGUUCAAACAUUAUGAUCCAUUUUAGUGAGAAUUCAAUGUCCUUUAGCCCGAAAGGCCAAAAUAACUUUCGUUUUUGACCUAAGGGUUCCGCUGGUCAACCCCCUUUUCCGUCCAACCCAACCCCAAACAUCCAAAAGUAUUUUAUUUCCUUUUGAUAUCCAAAUAAAUUCUCUUCUAUAUAUUUUAAUCCAUGGUCACAAUAGGAAACCAAAACAGCCCCAUUCAUCUUCCAACAUCCACCCAACAUGGUCCCUACUAUGUUCCCUAGUACAACCCACUAAACAACCAUAAAAGUCCAGGAGAAAAUGGUACUUUCUUAACCCUUUAACCACCAAAUAAAUCAUCAUAUAUGCAGCCAGAGUACCACACAUUAUCCUUUCCCAUUGUCCCCCUAGUUGGCUGAAUACAUCCCCCAAAAUCAGCCCAAAAGAAGGCCAUUCAUUCCCCCUGGUUUGGAGGCCCUACAACCACACCCAUCCUUGAUUUUAUUCCAAUAAAAGGACCUCAAAACAUGGCUGAUAUUUCAGAGAUUUGAGAGAGGAUGUUGCUAGGAAGCUUCCUUAUGUUCACAUUCAUUGCAUUGUGUAUUAUUUCCCCCUUCCCCUGCCUAUAUAACUCAGGUCUUAUGGCCAUUGUAACACAAUUUCUGAAUAUUGAAAAUCUUUUACUCUUUGAAGUUGUGCCCGGCUGGCGAGAAACCUUAUUUAAUUUAGUGAAUGAGUGCUUGUUUAACGUCAAAGUGCGGAUUAAGGUUGUGUUAGCCACUUUUGCGGGUACUGUGGCUGCUGAAGCAAAGAGCAAUGCAGCUAGUUGGGUUAUCCUGGACAGAAAACUCAAACAAGAGCGCAAGGUUUGCUUGGAGGAGCUUCGAUGCAAUAUCGUAGUCAUCAAAGGUUCCCAUCCGAAAGUCCUUAGGCUCAAUUUAGAGUCAUCCUCAGAAGAACCAUCACACACCCCUUUCUUUUCUGCUCACUCGUCGCCGGUUUUGGACCAUAUGAUAACCUCACAUGGCCAUAUCUAUAGCCAUGUGAUGAAGCAUUAUUCAACUCCUGUAAGCAGUCCUGAGGACCCCAGAAGUCCUAUAUACACGAGAGCGAAUCCACAACAAAAUCUAUCAUUUCUUCUUUGCCAGCACAAUCCACUUUACGAAGGUCCUGAUAGUAAUAUUGAUAAAGGGAAGUCUCAUAAAGAAAAUGACCCAGUUGGGGAAACAACUAUAACAAUCUCAUCUUUAACAAAGACAUUUCAGAACCUCCGAGUGCAUUCAGGUAGAGCCUCUUCAAAGUCACCUCCUUUGUGUUCAACAUGUCAACUGAAAGCUCCGUCUUUUGGGAAGCCUCCUAAGGAGUUCACCUACAAAGAGCUAGAGGAAGCGACCGAUGGGUUCUCUAGUGAGAAUUUUCUAGCACAAGGAAGGUUUGGUUUGGUACAUAAAGGAGUCCUGAAGGACGACAUGGUGGUUGCUGUGAAACAGCUCAAGUAUAUUGGCACUCAAGCCGAUGCUGAUUUCUGUAGGGAAGUGAGAGUGUUGAGCUGUGCACAACAUAGGAAUGUAGUCCUUCUGGUCGGUUUUUGCAUCGAACAAAACAGGAGGCUUUUAGUGGUGGGGUGCAUAGUUCACAGGGAUUUGCGGCCAAAGAACAUCCUCUUAACUCAUGAUUUUGAACCUUUGGUUACAGAUUUUGGGCUUGCAAGGUUGCACAGUGAAUGGGAGUUGUCAUAUGACAAACGCCUUGGAACUUCAGGGUACUUGGCACCAGAAUUCUUCACUGAUGGAAGGGUUACAGAGAAAGUUGACAUUUAUGCUUUCGGCCUUGUGUUGUUAGAGUUAAUCACAGGCAAAAAAAUUAGCAACUUCCUAUAUUACAAAUGGAAGAACCUUUUACUGGGCAAUCAUUAUUGCACUUCAGCCAAGAUGGAACCAAUUCAUGUGUUGGCAUAUAAGCAUCAGUUGCUGGACUGCACUUUGGCAUCAACACAGCUUCAAAACUUGCCCUAUGAACUACAUGCAAUGGGGUCCGCCGCGUCAUUGUGUUUGCAACGAGAACCACACAGGCGUCCUCCAAUGUCCAAGGUGAUCAGAGUAUUGGAGGGAGUUGCAUUGCCACUGGAUUUAGAUAGCAAUAGAAGUCACCAUUCAGAAUCAAGGAGGACGCAUUGUCGCAGACUUUCAUACUGAAGAAGAAACAUUCUCAAAACUCGAAUUGUUGUUCUUAUGAUGAGAGGCAACUUUGGUUCUCAUAAAUCACUCCUGUUGGAAUGCACUGGAGAAGAGAAAAAAUCAGAGACUCUUUUUUUUGAGUGACUAGGAGAUAAUGACAUCAGAUUACAAUUUAUAAAAGAGAAAAGUAGGCAGAGGAAGUAUUUCUUUUUGUGCUUCUGGAACCUCAAUAUCCAGGGAAGUACGGAUUAAUAUGAAAUAGUAACCAUAAUUGCAAUUGAAAAUGUGAGAUCAAUGAAAAAAAGAAGUGUAAAAGCGUAUAUUCUUCUAUUAAUUUCGCGGUACUGUUCGACCUCCCCAACGUUUAACACGAUCAGCCGCCAUAUUGGCCUGCACAUCAUAAAAAAGAAUAAAUUAAUUUUGUAUAA